Lodderomyces beijingensis is the source of this 480-nucleotide messenger RNA. The record is from the annotation of a GenBank genome assembly. NCBI's taxonomy places the organism in Eukaryota, Fungi, Ascomycota, Pichiomycetes, Serinales, Debaryomycetaceae.
AUGCAUCAUUUUGGAACCCACCCACCUGGAACACAACCCCAGACCCUCAACUUUCAACCAACCAACAGGGUAUCCGCCAAGAUGACUGAGUCAACACUAAACAUGCCAGGCACUAAGAUCCAGAAGCAACUGCAGCAGCAGCAGCAGCAAGUGGCGACUCAAAUUCAAUUGAUUAAGCUCCAGAGGAUCCAAGCUAUGAAUAUCCGGUUGAGUGACACCCUCAAGAGAGAAAGAAUCCCCGCUUCGAAAGCGUCUGAGUUGUACGUAUAUCAAAUUCGAGAGAAAGAAGGUGGGAUUUACUAACUUUUUGACAGGAUAAUCAGUUUCGUCGAAGAGACUCCCGAUUACUUAAUCCCCUACAAUUGGAAAUUGCCAGCUGAUCAGAACAAGUUUGCCAGGUACCAACAGUUUAAGAUUUUGAAUCAGAGAGGCAGUAGAAGUGUCGGUGGUGGUGCUGCUGGAUGUUGCACCAUCAUGUGA